CAGCAGUUGGUGCACCGGUUGGUGGGAAAUCUGUAACAAAAAAUGCAGGAUUUGCACAAAUGACAUCAUUUGUAAACAAAUGCUGUAAAGAUAGCCAGUGGAAUGCUAAAAUAGCAAAUGGCCAAGAUCAUAAAAAAGGGAUUACAACUAUAGAAGCUAAAUUGGAUAAAUUAUGUCCAUAUUUUAGCCAAAUUGACACUAUUUAUGGAGAAAAACAAAAUGUUCGACCUUCUUUUCUUGAGAAUUUCGGAUUAAAUAAUGAAGAUAAUAUAAGUGAAACUUCGAUUGAAUCGAAUGAUAUUCAGGAACAAAAUGAUAAAUUACAAUCUGAUUACAGUGAGCGAAAUGAGAAAUCUUCAUUGUCAUUUAUAUUAGAUGAUAUUAAUUUGAAUGAUGAAUUUGAUGAUAAUUUAUUAAAUAAUAGCAAUGAUUUAUAUGAAGAUAAUUUUAAUAAUAACGAUAAUGAAGAUAGUUUUAAUAAUAAUGAUAAUGAAGAUAGUUUUAAUAAUAAUGAUAAUGAAGAUUUUAAUAAUAACGAUAAUGAAGAUUUAUUAACUGUAUCAAAUAGUAUUAAAAGAAAACAAAUUUCUAAAGAUAAUUCAUCAAAACGGCAACAUUUAUUAUCAUCAUCUAAAAAUAAAAAUGCUAAAAUUUCUGCAAAAGAUAUUUAUUUUAAUACUAAACAGCAAAAACUUAUACGUCAAGGAAAAUCUUUAACAGAAAUUAAAGAAAUAUUUAAUUUUUUUAAAGAUUUGUAA
This is a messenger RNA of Dentiscutata erythropus, 758 nucleotides long. The record is from the annotation of a GenBank genome assembly. Lineage: Eukaryota; Fungi; Glomeromycota; Glomeromycetes; Diversisporales; Gigasporaceae.